CCUGAGGGGAGCAGCCGCUCGGCCGGGCCGAGGCUGGCAGCGCGGCCGCGAUGGAGCCUUCGCUGCGCGCCAGCGCGCCCUGACAGGAAGAUCCAGUAAUACCUUUUUUGCUACUUUUAAAAGUUCUUAAGGUUUCUCUUGAUUUGGACACACCAUUGGAAACUACUUCUGUGGGAAAGAAUGGGCUGCCGUGAUGUCCACGCAGCAACAGUUCUGGCCUUCCUCAGUGGAACAGCCUCAGUAGCUGGACUCCUUGCAGCAGUUCUGCUUCCAAACUGGAGGCAAAUGAGACUGUACACAUACAACAAGAAUGAGAGGAAUGUGACUGUUUACACUGGACUCUGGAUUAAGUGCGCUCGCUUUGACGGGAGCAGAGACUGUGUGAUCUACGACCCGCAGUGGUACACUGCUGUCGAUCAGCUGGAUUUGCGUGUUCUUCAGUUUACCCUUCCACUGAGUAUGUUUACUGCUGUCUCAGCUCUGUUUCUCUGCCUGAUUGGCAUGUGUAACACAGCCUUUGUAUCCACCGUGCCGAAUGUCAAGUUGGCCAAAUGCCUUGUGAACAGCGCAGGCUGCCAUCUCGUGGCUGGCCUCUUGUUCCUGCUUGCCUGUGCCAUUUGUCUCACUCCCUCAGUCUGGGUCAUUUUUUAUAACAAUUAUCUGAACAGAAAAUAUGAACCUAUCUUUAGUUUCGACAUCUCUGUAUUUAUUGCCAUUGCCAGUGCUGGUGGUCUGUUUUUCACUUCCGUCCUGCUGUUUCUGUGGUACUGUGCAUGUAAGAGCCUACCUUCUCCUUUCUGGCAUCCCCUCUAUUCCCACGCCCCUAGCAUGCACAGCUAUGCCUCUCAGCCCUAUUCUGCACGCUCCCGCCUCUCUGCCAUGGAAAUUGACAUUCCUGUUGUGACACAUGCAUCUUAAGAAGACAGUCUUGGAAGCCAAGUUCUUGUGCUCGUUCAGACCGUGAAAAUUGCAGGCUUGAUUCUCUCUGCUGCCUUGCACUGAGCUUAAUCAUCUGUAAGGUCAAGUUUCCCAAGGUGCAAAGCAAUGGAGACCUGAGUUCAGCAAGUCUGUUGCUGUUCUCAUAUGUUACUUUCUGAGCAACCUUUUUUUUUAAACUGAACUUACUGCAGACAAAAUUGCUGCUAGUCCUGGGACAGUACACUAACUAUAGUAUCCACUCAUCCUUUUGCUUACUGAGAUAAAAGCAGGUUUGAACCCCUUUUCUAUUUAAUAAGCUAAUACUAGAUUCUGAUCCCAUUAUAAGAGCUACAUAGGUGGAUGCUUGCACUCCGUGCAUUAUGCAAAUGCAGGCAGUGGAACUGGGUGCAGGGGGGUCAAUGAGUUUUUGUUCGUAUAGAUACAUAUUUUAAGAUGUGAUGUCUGAAAAGGGUAUUUGGCAGACUAAUUCAGUUCUGUAGCACUGUUCAUUGUUUACCAUUGCAUACACAACAAGCUUCUUACCUUCUAUGAUAGAAUUAGUGCCAAAUUACCCUUUAUUUUGAAAUAAUUAUGAGAAAAAACCCAACUUAUUUAACUAUAAUGUUCUUCUGUACUGUAAUAACAUUUUGUGCAUUACUGGAGACUAGAAACUUUUGUGAAUUUUAUUUCUAGUCUGUUUUUAAUAAGUUAGCAAAUUUAUUGGAUCUAUUUUGUGAUUAAAACAAAAAACACUUGAAUUUAGAAAUUCCAUUUAGAAGCUUGAAUGUUUUAGUUGAAGGUCAUCUUGAACAUGGAUUUUUCAAGUAGGCUUUUAAGUGUUACUCGUUUCUGGAGAAAAAUGUCACUGCAAAAUGGACUAGGAAAACCAUGAAUAAUUCUGAAGGCUAGGAAAGACUAUUUUGGAACACCAUACACAAGCUAUAACAACAUCUCUCUAAGGGAUUAUAAACGUGGGGAGAGAUUUUAAAAUCUAGAUUGUUGGGUUUUUAAAAAUGUAUGUACAGGUAACAAUGAUCUUGAGAUGGCAUUCAAGCUUUUCAGAGUUGAUCUUGAGAUGGCUAGUGGACUUUUCAUGCUGUAGUUUAUUGAAUUACUGAUUAAGACUUAACCUUCUCAGCCUUGUUUUUCAACACUGUUCAAGUUGAACUGGAGCUGCUUUAAAAUCCAGUAUUUCCUAUACUGUAACCUUAAAACUGGAUAAAGUUUCCCAUUCCUUUUUUCUUUAAGAUGACAUUUUGAAUAACUUGUGAGCUUCACAAGGAUGAGGAGGGAUUAUAAAUUCCCAGCCUGAGGUGUCUUAAAAUAAUUUUUUUCCUCCUAAAGUACAGGUCAUCUCUGAGGAUCAAAGGUUUUCAAUAUGGGCUUUGAAAUUACGUGGAAAUUUGGUAACAGUGAGUUGAAGAGUGUUACAAUUAAGGCAAGUAUUUGAUUUGCUCAGAUUUUGCCAAAUUGAGAUCUUGUUUUCAGAUGUCACUCCAGUAAGGGAAGUUAGUUUGAUUGGUGGCAUUCUGGAGCUCAGUGAAUAUUUGUAUUUGAUUAAUCCCAGAACAAAUUUGCCCAGAACAAAUGAGCUUUGCUAAAAAAAUCAAAAAGAGUUCCUUAAUUCCAGUUCUGCAAACUCAUCUGACAUCCUGAAAGUCAGUUUAUUUUCUUUUCCAUGCAUUGGAAGUGGGAACAAAUGCUGUGCUGGGCAUAUCUUGUUCUGUUGCAAUAACCUGUGCAAUAACCUGUGUGAUGACUGUAUAUGAAGAGGAGUAAUUUUGCCUUUACUGGUAGGCCUUGGACGUUAGUGGACUAGGUGAGGAAGCUGAUCUCUGUCAUGAAACCCCAGCAUUGUCAGUAAUGUGACAGGCCUUUCAGGUGGAGUGCUUGAUUAAAUUGCAGUCUAAGGAAUUAACACUAGGUGAUAAAGAACACUUAAGGAGGUAGUUCUCUAAAAGUUACAUUAUUUUAAUACUCUCUUAGGUUUACAAGUUAUGAUGUUAGAUGAACUAUCUUUUAUGGGAGUAGAACAUGUAUAACAUGCGAGCCAGCUUUUUUUUUUUUUUUACCUCAAAAUUGAACUUCACUUUACAUUACUCUGGUUGUCCUAUCUUAGAUGCUGUUUCAGCUGCCCAUAUCCUUAGAUGCUUUAUCAGGUCAAAGCAGAGGUUCCGCUGGUUUGUAAUUUCAUGUCCGCUUGCUUCCUCAUCGCUCCAGUGUCUUUUCUUCAUUGUGCCUUGCUUAAGCUGUGAGUUGGCCAGUAAAUGUUAGUUUACAGUCAGUGUCUGGUAUGCUUUAUAAGCCUGAAUUUACAAAGCAUUUUGAUAAUUUUGGAGGGAUGAUGAAUACAUCUCUCGGUGACUUUAAAAGAAGCUGAGUCUUCAACAUCUCCAGAGCAAGAAAGGCAGCCUGGGAAACUCAUGUUUUCUACAAGAGAGUAAAUGCAGCCAGUGUUUUGUUCUCUACACUUUAAAUAGCAGGUGUCUCUGACAGCUUCUUUGUAUUCCGACUUUGAUUUUUAUACACUAAACAUUCAAUUAGUAUUUGCUGCUGCCUUAGCUGGUAACUUGUUGCUUUUAAAAUUGUCUUUUUAAAAGUCUGAGAUGGAUCUGAGUUAUGCAAAGUGGGGAUCCAAAAGUUAAGUGGAUUGCAGCAAAGGUUUCACUUAAAGUCAUCUUAUGAAACAGACUGUUGCAUCAUGUUGUAUCACCGCAGCACAGCUGGGUUUCUUUCAGCAGUGCUGUUAGUGUGAGUUUCUGCUGGACCUGAAGGGAAGUUAACUGGAAGUGCUGAGCUAUAUCUCUCCUUUACAGAAGAGGUGGCCAACCUGUGACAUUUAAGCCGAGUGCCACUCCAGCAUUUCUCUUGCUGAGGUUACCAUCAUGCCCAGCUGCAGGACUGGGCAGUGACAGGCCACCCUGGAUUUGGGGAGAAUGCAGGUAUCCAGCAUGUAUCUGCCAGGGAGCAGCUGCUGUGGAGUGGUUAGUGCUCCUCCCUCUGACCAGCUGCCCCCUCCUGGGCACUUCCCUGUGUUCAGGACAGGCCCUCUGGGUCUUCACCAUAGGAAGAUUUUAAUUUGUGGCUCAUGCAAUCAAAGGUUGGAUGCUCUGGGGUUACAGGAAUCUGUAUUUUUUUCAAGUAAUUCCUGUCCAACUUCUUAAAUUGUGUUUAAUAACAGUGUUGGUUCUUUUUACGUGAAACAGAAGAUAUGUAUUUUUAAUAAAACAUUCUCAUACAGA
Messenger RNA from Apus apus (common swift), 4160 nucleotides. It is a transcript of the gene CLDN12, whose product is annotated as claudin 12. Gene Ontology annotation, cellular component: plasma membrane. The record is from RefSeq and is a predicted model, not a curated record. Lineage: Eukaryota; Metazoa; Chordata; Aves; Apodiformes; Apodidae. The transcript is spliced from 3 exons. Bases 181 to 918 code for a protein of 245 amino acids.